CGAAUCCAGUCCAUGAUAGCACUGGUCUCCAGUCUGUCUCUAUAAAGGAACAGUGGGAAAGGAGGAACUCCCUUGCGUUGGUUUGGUGGCCUCAGAGAGAAAAGGAGCGAUGGAAAAAGAUCGAUAGGACUGGAUUCCUAGAUCCAUCUCUUCUCUCGCUCCAAAGGGUGGGGGUGGGAAGGAAAGCAAAGGGAGAAAGGUCGCAUCUUGGUCUCUUUAGCCGCUUCUUCUCUUGGGUUACACUCCUUUGGCUUUCCCUUCUCGGUCUCGGUCUCGGUCGCUCGAGGCUUCUUCUUCUAGGGUUUAAGCUGUAUCCGACGGAGAAUUGUGCUAAGGCUUUACGCUUGGGGUCAAGUUCGGAUUUUGCGAUCAAAGGGAAGGCUUUGGGGAGCUCCAGAUGAUGACAAGACCGUGGAUGGAUGUUCUUCCUGGGAAGGAGGCGGCGCCGCCGCACUCCUACUGCACCAACUGGUUCGUCGGCCAGCAAAGCAGCGAGGGCCGGAGCGGGAGCGGGAGCGGGAGUUGGUCUCAGGAGGAGAACAAAUGGUUCGAGGACGCCCUGGCGAAGUUCGACGGGGACACCCCGGACCGAUGGGCAAAGGUGGCGGCUUUGAUCCCCGGGAAGACGGUGGGAGACGUGGUGAGCCAUUACCGGGAAUUGGUCGACGACGUGACCGAGAUAGAAGCCGGGCGGAUCCCCUGCCCUGUCUAUUACGGGACCUCAUCUUUUACACUGGACUGGGAGAACAGUCGUGAUUCCGAAGCAUGGAAGAACUCGUACUGCGGCGGCGGCGGCGGCGGUGGCGCCAAGCGGUCAGGCGCCAGAUCAUCAGAUCACGAGAGGAAGAAAGGAGUCCCCUGGACCGAAGAUGAACACAAGUUAUUUUUGCUGGGCUUGAGAAAGUAUGGCAAAGGAGACUGGAGGAACAUAUCUCGGAAUUUUGUGAUCACAAGGACCCCUACGCAGGUGGCUAGCCAUGCACAGAAGUACUUCAUCAGGCUCAACUCUGGCAGCAAGGAUAAGAGAAGGUCCAGCAUACAUGACAUCACUUCUGUCGAUUUCCCUGAUAACAGACCUCCCUCGCCAUCAUCUCAACCAUCCACCAUCACCACGCAGUCAAGCUUGGCCUUGACACCUUCACUGUCAGGCCAGUUCUCCGCGAUCGCCGAUCCAGAUCAGCUGGGUGAGGUAGCUAGUGGCUUCAGUCCAUCAUCGCAUGGCCAUCGCUUCAUGCAAUGUCAGUUCGGAACGAACCCGUUCGGGAUGAAUCUACAUGCUCAGAAUCCAGACACUGGCAAGUGCGAUCAAGUUAACCUCGGCAUCCUCUAAACAGAUGCUUCCCGUUGGUUCUUCCGAGGAGAGGACUGGAUCAAUCCGGGUCGAAAGGGAAAUCCAGAUUGCUCAAAUGCUGCUAAAGGUGGACGAGAGAGUAUCCAAUCUUUCCUACUGCCACCUCAUGUAGUGUGUCGUAGUUGAAGCUUACAAUUCUUUCUUCUCUGUAAAUUAUGGCAUAACUGUAUGGAACCACUCUGGGGUGUGACUUUGGCAACGCUAUGGCACAUCACAAGGCUGAUAAAAUGUUAUUGUUUGGCUUUUCUGGUUU
This is a messenger RNA of Musa acuminata AAA Group (dessert banana), 1604 nucleotides long. Its product is annotated as transcription factor DIVARICATA. The record is from RefSeq and is a predicted model, not a curated record. Gene Ontology annotation, molecular function: DNA binding. Lineage: Eukaryota; Viridiplantae; Streptophyta; Magnoliopsida; Zingiberales; Musaceae. The transcript is spliced from 3 exons. The coding region runs from base 398 to 1330 and encodes 310 amino acids.